ACGAAAGACCUGCUGGAAAUUCAGAGCUGUCAGAUGUUUUACUUGGGAGGACUCACACAGGGUACAGCUGAAAACUUGGAAGAUAAAGAAGCAAUAUUUCGGUUAUGUACAGCAACGCUGGGGUGUAAUUUACAAAGGGCUUGUUUGGUGGCUUUUGGAUGAGGCUAUGUAUCAGGGCCAGCGCGUUACGCUGCUGCUUUUGCUAAAAGAGGAGAGCUUGCAAAUCUGCUACCAGGCACAAACUGUCGUGUCUUUUGCCUUUUGUGUGAAGAUGUUUGUGCUUCUACCUGUGCCUUGUCAGACCAGAUGCAUAUCAGGAUUCCAGUUUUACUGAUAACGGGAAGUCGAGUCAUGCUUGAAUGCUGUGUGUAUUAAAUGGGAGAUGCAGUUUGCCGACAGUUGGGUGAUAUAAUCUCUUCUGAUGGAGUCUGUGUGUUUAAAUGCUUGGUUAACAGAGACACUGAAUACUGUCGUUUGGGAAAAGAGUCUGUGUUAAUUACGCUGGGAUACAACAGUGCCUUGCUCCAGUUCAAGUCACAAGCUGAAUACAGCACAUUUUCAAAUGCAUUGAAGAGAUGCUGUAACCAAAAGAAGGAAGACUCUGUGUUCAGUCAGCGAACAGAUGAAGCAUCUGCUGCUCAGUAUUUUCAGUUUUAUGGGUGUCUAUCUCAACAACAGAAUAUGAUGCAGGAUUUUGUGAGGACAGCCACAUAUCACAGCGCUAUCCUACAGAACCAUAUAGAUUUUAAAGACAAGGUGGUCCUAGAUGUUGGCUGUGGAUCAGGAAUCCUUUCAUUCUUUGCAGUGCAGGCUGGAGCUAGAAAAGUCUAUGCAGUUGAAGCCAGUUCAGUGGCAAAAUAUGCAGAGCUGUUGGUGAGAAGUAACAACCUUUCUGACAAGAUCACAGUUCUGUCAGGAAAAAUUGAGGAGAUCUCCCUACCUGAGAGUGUUGAUGUGGUAAUUUCUGAACCGAUGGGUUAUAUGCUGUUCAAUGAAAGGAUGUUGGAAAGUUACCUCCAUUCGAAAAAAUGGCUGAAGUCAAAUGGAAUGAUGUUUCCAACAUUUAGUGACAUUCAUUUGGCUCCUUUUUCCGAUGAGCAGCUGUACAUGGAACACUACUCCAGAGCCAAUUUUUGGUACCAAGAGUGCUUUUAUGGGGUCAAUCUAUCCAGUCUUCGCAACGCAGCUGUGGAUGAGUACUUCAGACAACCUAUUGUGGACACUUUUGACAUGAGAAUUCUGAUGGCUCGGACAGUGAAGUACACAGUUAACUUUACAGAGGCUGCAGAGGAAGAUUUGCACAGAGUGGAAAUCCCUUUUGUUUUCCAAAUGAUGCAGUCGGGACUAAUCCAUGGCCUGGCCUUCUGGUUUGAUGUGGCAUUUGUAGGAUCACUGGUAACUGUUUGGUUGUCAACUGCACCCACAGAACCUCUCACUCACUGGUAUCAAGUACGCUGCCUUCUUCAGACUCCUCUCUUUGCUAAAGAGGGGGAAACUCUCUCAGGAAAAGUCUUGUUUGUUGCCAAUAAACGACAAAGUUACGAUAUUCAGAUUGUCGCUGUGGUGGACCAGACAGGAUUUAAAUCUGGUAACAUUCUUGAUUUAAAGAAUCCAUUCUUCAGGUAUGCCUAGACUAUAUUGUAAUACGGCAUCUGAAAAGCAGAAAUGAGAUUCUCACCAAGCUGAAUAACCAAUGAGACUGAAAUCAAUUCAGGUCCUAGUAGGCCUACUGGUCCUUGUGUAAAAUCAAUUUGUAACUGUACAUAUCUGUAAUAAAAGAUUUUAUGCAAGUAGCAGAUAAGGGGAUAUUGUGGUUCCAUCCAUUUUAUUUUAUUUUUAACUGAAAUUAAACCUAGACUCCACUUACAGACCUAAAUUGCAGCAGACUUAACUUCAUUCCAGAAAGCUCAUUUGGUAUGGAUCAAGAAGAAUUUAUUUCUUUUUUUUUUUUUCUGUUUUACAAUAAACUGACAUUGGUUCAGAUUUUGAGGGUUUUUUUUGAGAUUACUGUUAUUAAUAUUCUAGAUUAGCAAACAAACUCUACCUCAUGUUUAUAUGUAUGAUACAUUAAAAGAACUUUGAGUAAUAUGCAUCAUUCAUGCUUUCAACUUUCAGCACACACUUCUUGAUAUUUCAAUAUACUUCGUGUUAAUCUUCUAGCUCACCAGGGUAGUGUGUUAAAUAAUUUCAUUUUCUCUCCAUGAACAAAUUAAGUUGGUUCACUUUGAGACAUGAAUCUAAAGUCAUCUUGCCUAUACCUUUUGAAUGUUCUAAGAUUGCUCUAUAAAAGUUUAACAGGACGCAUUUGUAAAUUACUUCCAGCAUAGCAUGAAAUAAAAAUGUAAUGACAGGAUAUAAGUGAGACUUUCACUUUUUCUGUAGCUCAAAAAACUACUGCUACUCCAAAAUACAUACUCUUGGCUUGUGUAGCAAGGGAGGGAGGGAGGCUAUAGGGUCACAGUGUGGAUUCUAAUGAGGUCUCUCUCCAGACAAUCUUACCCCUCAAGAGCACAAAGUGAUUUUAUAGACUGUGCUUCUAUUACGCAAUGUUAGACCUUUGAAAGGCUGAAUUGAUAAGCUGGAGGAGUCAAAACAAAAAGGUAAAGGUAAGGUUUUACAACCAGAAACAUAAUAGCAAUUACACCUCUAGCAAGAUAUUAUCAGGCUUUAGCCUUCCAUUCAUUGUAGGAAGGCUGGUGGACUGAAAAGGCCCACCAAAACUGAGCCUUCCCUCAUGAAGUAGCAUGCAGGAUUUGAGCAAAAGACCUUGUUAGCUUUGGGCCCCUCCUGGGAGCAGUUAAGACACAACUGUAGUUUCAGAGGUUUUCUCUAAAUCUACAGCUAUUUAAAGAUGGUUUAUAGAAUUAUGGAAAGUAGUCCUGAAAAUUGUGAAACCUGUCAAUCCAAUCUAUCGUGAACUUCUUCAUGGCUGAGACCAUGAUACCAUUGAAAUUAGUGUGGCUGUACUCAUCAGAAAGAUGGCCUUGCCUGUCUUAACAGGAUAUUUCCAGUAACAUUUAAUGUAGCAGGUCUGAGACUGCUGGCAUAAAAAUGUUGUUUGUAUGAUUAAAAAAACCUGUUUUGUUACACAAACUGGCCCAUAUAAAUAGUAUUUAAUAUUGUUUGCUGCCUAGAAAUGAUAACAGAAAUUGUCAUUCUAACCUGUGAAAGCAGUGUAAUGACAUUUCCCAGGGAGUGUCUGAUGACUGGAUAUAUGUACUUGUUACAUUUAUUCUGUACAGCUGGAUGGGAGGCCACAAACUUGGGAACAAACAAAUCCACAUACCAGACAACUGUUAGUCAGUCUACCACAAUUUGGCAGGUUUUUCCUUAGUAAGUAUGAAAGGAUUAUAUGAGAUUUAAAGUUAAAUUUAGCUUAUAGAUUUGUAAUGUUUCCUACUGACCUGCGUGUCUCUGUGGAUCCUGGAUGUGAGUCUCAAACCUCUUUUAAAAUUCAUCUAUAUAUUGAAGACUUCUGUUGUUUAUGGGCAAAAACCUUACAUUGUGAAUUUCAUGUAGUUAUCUGAGUUGCUUUGCUCUGCACAAUCUUGUGAAGGAAGAAAGUAACUUUUUAAAAGAGGAGGAAAAAACAAUAGCCCUGGCAGUAGAUAAGGGUGUCAGGUUGAGUCUACUUACUUAAUUCUGUAUUUGUAGAAAAGAUUGCUUCAUGACACACUAGCUAGUGUAGAAAAAAUAAUAAUUCACUGUGGUUGCUAUUUUGAAGUGAUUUAGACUGUUCCACACAAUUGGUAUUUGUAUUUCUCUCUACUUCAGGAGUUCAUUUUAUUCCCAGAUAUGCUAAAACUGAAGAGAAGACUGACACUGGAUGCUGCACCAUUUACUGUUAGAAAUGCAGUCCUGUGACUGUUUUCUCAUAAUUUGAUGUUACUGAACAAUUGCAUUUGAUUAUUUUAUUUUCCCUUCAACCUAGGCAGAGACACAUAUUUUAAAGUUUGGAAAGCAUUCAUAAAUGCAUAGUGAUUCAUGAUAAAUUGUGUUUUCAAUAGUGAUAGCUCUCAUUGUGUGUGUCUAUCUAUAUGAGUUCUCCCAUCUGCACUGAUGAUGAAUUCUAUCCAAAGGAAUAGUGAAGGAAUUCAAUCUGAUUAAUAUUAUUAUAGUGGUUGCUAAGGGAAAUAAUGAUUUGCUGCACAUUAUGUGCACUAAGCCCACAGAAAUCUUUGUGUAUAGCCUUGAUGCAUCUGGAACUGACUGCAGUGAAACACACAAUGGAAUUGGUGUUAAUUUCCUUAGCUAAGUUGCUAAGAGUUGUGCUUUAUUCUCGAACAUGCAUUCAGAGGUUGGAGGAAAAAAAAAAGUAUUUUAUUCUUCCUUAAGCCAUCGUUUGUGGUGUAUAUGCUUUUUCCUCUUCUUGAUUAGAUAAUGUAUUUUUACCACUCUGCCCUGAUGGAAGUCCACAGUUAAAACUGAGGAAGGAUAAACUGUGAAGAGAGGGAGCUGAAGAAGAGAAGAGUAGAACGGAGGUCAACAACUCUGCAAGAGUCUUUGGCUAGAACAAUUAAUUUGUUUAAUUUAAUUUGUUGCUCAAGGGCCUAAAUGUUUGGCUAAAUAGCUGACAUAAGCUAUUUAGCUGAAGUUCCCCAGGUCUGACCCACAAUGACUUUAGUGACGUUCAGGUGCACAGAAAUGGUUACAGAAAAAAAGAAACUAAAGGGCCUACUUUACUACCCUAUCUUGGGAAAGCGCUGUUCACUUUGAAUUCUUUGAAAAUUCUAUCUAAACUGUGGUAAAACUGGAUCUUUCUUCCUGCUCUCAACAGGCACAUACCAGUUAUGAUAUACAAGCAAAGGAACUCCCUUGUUCUGCGGGGAUUUUUAGUGUUUCGGUGUUUUGUUUUUUUUUUUUUUUUGAGACUGUACUGUGUUGAGUACUGUGCUGUUUCCUAAAUUCAAGCUUGUUCUAUAAGCUACAGUUCUAUCAUCUUUUAUUACUGCUUAUAUCAGUGUUACUGUAUUAACAUACAUGAGAGGAUCUGUGUCACGUUAGCUCUGGCAGUUAAGCAUAGUAACCAUCCAUAAAGGUAAAAACAAGUUA
Molecule: messenger RNA, 5052 nt
Organism: Struthio camelus australis
Lineage: Eukaryota; Metazoa; Chordata; Aves; Struthioniformes; Struthionidae
Product: histone-arginine methyltransferase CARM1
Biological process (GO): peptidyl-arginine methylation
Molecular function (GO): protein-arginine N-methyltransferase activity
Source: RefSeq, a predicted model, not a curated record